Messenger RNA from Anolis sagrei ordinatus, 1499 nucleotides. It is a transcript of the gene PIGM, whose product is annotated as phosphatidylinositol glycan anchor biosynthesis class M. Gene Ontology annotation, biological process: GPI anchor biosynthetic process. Gene Ontology annotation, cellular component: glycosylphosphatidylinositol-mannosyltransferase I complex; membrane. NCBI's taxonomy places the organism in Eukaryota, Metazoa, Chordata, Lepidosauria, Squamata, Anolidae. The record is from RefSeq and is a predicted model, not a curated record. Gene Ontology annotation, molecular function: alpha-1,4-mannosyltransferase activity; GPI mannosyltransferase activity.
AUUGGUUCUUUGCCUCGGGGACGUCUCUUUCUGGUUCGGAAGCCUCAUUGCGGAAUCGCAGAAAUGCUUCCUCUUUGGAUUCUGUAUACAUCUUAAAACACUAAAAACAUGAAAAGAGAGAGCAGCUUCUUAUUCAGAGAGCAGCACAACCAAAGGACUCGAGUCUGGACCAAGACAGAACCCUAUUUCUCACAAUAAUCCCUCUCAGAGAAGCAAAUAUGGCAUCCCAUCAGAUACAAACAAAACACAUUUUUGCUGGAUUCCUCCAGAAGGAUGUCUUAUUUAGUGCUGCUUUCAUGCUCAGGCUUGCACUGGUCUUUUAUGGCAUUUUUCAGGACAGGACCAUGUUGGUGAAGUAUACAGACAUUGACUACCUGGUCUUCACUGAUGCUGCUAGAUACAUCACAGAAGGAAAAUCGCCUUACUUGAGAGCCACCUACCGUUACACUCCGCUACUGGGCUGGAUCUUAACACCCAAUAUUUACCUUACAGAUUUAUAUGGAAAGAUCCUUUUUGUGGCCGGGGAUAUGGCCGUUGCAUAUCUCACAUAUCAAAUUCUCCUUCUCUGGGGGCUGGAUAGUAGGAGCGCAUGUGGGUAUUGUGCAUUCUGGCUCCUCAACCCCCUACCAAUGACUGUGUCCAGCAGAGGAAAUGCCGAGUCUCUUGUUGCCGCCCUUGUCCUUGGCACCAUGUAUUAUAUGGAAAAGAGACAUUUCAUAAAGGCAGCUGUUCUUUAUGGCCUCUCUGUGCACAUGAAAAUUUACCCAGUGACUUAUGCAUUGCCACUGGUUCUCCAUUUGCAAAAUAACAGAGAGCACAGCAAAACAGGCAGUGUCUCUUCAAAAGGUGAUUUUCGGGGACUUUUCCUUAAGUUGUUCAGUUAUGAUGUUUUGGUUUUUGGGUUGGUUUCUGGUUGUACUUUUGCUGCUCUGGGCCUUGCCUUUUAUUCAUGUUAUGGCUGGGAGUUUUUGGAGCAUACCUACCUCUACCAUUUGACCAGGAGAGAUAUCCGCCACAACUUCUCGCCCUAUUUCUACAUGCUGUACUUGACUGCAGAAAGUGAGUGGAGUUUUGUCCUUGGCCUUGCUGCCUUCCUGCCUCAGCUCCUGCUGCUCCUGGUGAUUUCGUUCACCUGUUACAGAGAUCUCAUCUUCUGCUGUUUCUUGCACACAGCGGUUUUUGUGAGUUUUAACAAAGUGUGCACCUCCCAGUAUUUUCUGUGGUACCUUUGCCUGCUUCCACCUGUAAUGCCUCUCUUGAGGAUGUCCUGGCAGCGGGCUGCAUUUCUGCUCCUGCUGUGGCUCAGUGGACAAGGCCUGUGGCUGGCACCCGCUUACUUUCUGGAGUUUCAAGGGCAGAACACUUUCCUGCUCAUAUGGCUAGCAGGGUUGGUUUUCCUUUUUAUCAACUGUAUGAUCCUCGUUCAGAUUAUUUCUCACCAUUCGCCAUUACAUACAACAAGAAAAAUAAAGCAACAGUAAGACUUGCAUGGCUGCAAA